Molecule: messenger RNA, 5066 nt
Organism: Thunnus maccoyii (southern bluefin tuna)
Lineage: Eukaryota; Metazoa; Chordata; Actinopteri; Scombriformes; Scombridae
Gene: sbk1
Product: SH3 domain binding kinase 1
Exons: 4
Coding region: 604-1914 (436 amino acids)
Biological process (GO): peptidyl-serine phosphorylation; peptidyl-threonine phosphorylation
Molecular function (GO): ATP binding; protein serine/threonine kinase activity
Source: RefSeq, a predicted model, not a curated record
AAGAGUCCCUCUGGAGCGACGAACAAAACACACUGAUCGCCCCGGCAGUGACUGCAACGCAGAGUUGGGAGGGAAACAUGAAGAUUUGUCCAUGCAGGCUGCAGAGAGUGGAGGUUUUUCUGAGCCCCCUGUGUGUAUGCGAAUGAAUGGGUUCGCCUCAGUGUGUGUGCGUGUGUGUGUGUGGUGCUGAACUGGGUCAUGCGGACCACUGGAGGAGCGAAAGAUAAACACACACCCUCUCCUCCCGCUGCUUGGCAGGUUGAGAUGGUGGGAGCUCAGAGGAGGGAUCCCAGCCUGUGUCCACAUCUCAGCAUCCAGCAUCAGAUGAUGCUUUGAUUUAAUCCGCCUCCCAAAGAAGUGUCAAACUGAGGAGCAUCUCCACAAACAAGAGUCAUCGUAGGCUUGCAGCGAGCAAAGCACAACGACGGACCUCAUCCUGUUUUUGUUUGUUUUUUUAUCAUCAGCCGUGAAACUGCAAGGUUUUUGAGGAACCUGCACGGUUUGCCUUGUUAUUAUUACCCGAUCGAGAACUUCCUUCAGUUUUCCUGCAGACCCGAGAGGAUCAGUGCUGAGCGGAGCGCAGCAGCUCUGCUCGCCGAGCGGAUGCAGGACCAUGGAGGAGAGAGACAGGUCGCCAGCAGUCUGCCCCACAGCGUCAAGGCGAGCCUGUCUCUUUCUCCAUCUGGCCCAGGACGGGUGGGCAGCGGCGGGGGCUCCCCUACAUCCAAGAUGGGCUACUGCGGAGGGGUGCCUGUGGAGGACAUGCAGGCCUUGGCUAUCACCUCGCUGUCGGCAGCAGAUGUAGCCAAACAAUAUGAGCACAUCCGCGAGCUGGGGAAGGGCACAUAUGGCAAGGUGGAUCUGGUGGCACAUAGAACCCAAGGUACCAAAAUGGCGCUGAAGUUUGUUACCAAGAACAAGACGAAGCUCAAGAGUUUCCUGCGGGAAUACAGUCUAACAGGCUCACUUAGCUGCAGCCCUUUCAUCAUCAAAGUCCUGGACGUGCUUUUUGAGACAGAGGACAGCUAUGUGUUUGGACAAGAAUAUGCCCCCGCCGGGGACCUUUUCGACAUCAUUCCCCCACAGGUGGGUCUGCCAGAGGAAAUGGUAAAGCGCUGCAUGCAACAACUGGGCUUGGCCCUGGACUUUAUGCACAGUAAAAAUCUGGUACAUCGAGAUGUCAAACCAGAGAAUGUGCUCCUUUUUGACCGUGAGUGCCGCCGCAUCAAGCUGGCCGACUUUGGCAUGACCCGACGCGUGGGCUGCCGUGUGAAACGGGUGAGUGGCACCAUCCCCUACACAGCGCCAGAGGUGUGCCGCGCCAGCCGUGCUGAGGGUUUCCUGGUAUCCACCAGUCUGGAUGUGUGGGCAUUCGGUGUGCUGGUCUUCUGUAUGCUGACAGGCAAUUUCCCCUGGGAGGCAGCGCUGCCAGCCGAUGCCUUCUACGAGGAGUUCCGGCGCUGGCAGAAAGCAGGAUGUCCUGUAGGAACAUAUCCGUCUCAGUGGCGCCGCUUCACUGAUGAUGCCUUGCGCAUGUUUCAGAGGCUGCUAGCCGCUGAGCCAGAAAAACGCUGUGGAGUCAAGGACGUCUUCUGCUUUGUCAAGUAUGAGCUGGUCAGCGAGCUCAGGCGCAGAGCAUCUUGCCGAGCCAAGAGAGGUGAGAGGUCAAGCUCGGGAGUGUGCACUGGCAGUUGCACUUCCUCCUCGUCAUCCUCUUCAUCACGCUCCUCCCACAGACACCCUGAACCCUCCACCCCUCCAGGAACAUCCUGUCUUCGCCCGGCACCACUCAAACGUAGUGUCCUCUCCGACCCGUUGUCUCCAAGAGAGGAGUCUGGACAGCACCAGUCUCCAGGCCGAGACAAGAACAAAAGCCAGAUGGUGAUGGCGACCGCCAUCGAAAUCUGUGUGUGACCACACUAAUAUUAGCAGUGAAAACUAGAUGGCUUUUUGCAGUAAUAACAAGCUGUGAAGAGGUGUUAAUGACUACCACAGAGACUCCAGUGAAAAAGGAGAAGUACUUUAACCAUGAAAUGGAAGCUCAGGAUCAAAUCCCCAGCUCUGGAAAUGGACAUCAUCAAUCAGCGGUACACAGUUGGACAGCCGAUCACUGGCACAUGCCUUUAAGGUUCUGAUUUGUGACCAAAGACUGCUUCCCCAGCUGAGAGGCCACGCAGGCAGCGUCUAACAGUCCGCUGAUGUUGCUCCUCUCAGCAGCUCAUUCUGCCAUCCAGACAUUUGUGUUUUCUACCCAUACACUGUGGUGGUGCUAAUGAUUCUAUAAUUAGAGACUCCAUAAAAAUAAUCCUGUUUUUUCUCACUCAUUAAUCUAUAUGUCUUUACUUUAGCAUCUCUUUAUCUCAGAAUAAGCUCCGGGGAGGCCAAUCUUCAUCUGAUCAGGUGAUGCUGUUCAGUCGGAAGCUAGUGAUCCGAGGGCAAUCUACGCAACUACAUUUGACUGCCAUUUCUCAGACUUUCUUUUAACUUCCAAUGCAUAACUUCAGUCAUCGACUUUUUUUUCAAAGAGAACGUGUUAUAGACAAAAAAAAGGAAACCUCAAUGUAGCAGUUUGUAUCAGACAUGCUUUCAUAGGUGUCUACACUGAGAGACACGUUCUCAGUGAUAGGCAUCACCUCAGGACACUUCGGUGGGUCACUUCCUGUUUUAUUAUUGAUGGAAAUCAGCCAGCCAUUGGCUAGAAAACACAUCUGCCACCUAUGAACUGCUCUCAAUGAGUUUCAUCUCCAAUGUAACACAAUAGAAUACAGGGAUUGUACAUUUUCUGAGUGAAAUGGCAGUGAACAAAGAGGAGAAGAAAUGUCUUUUUAUUGUUUCUUUUCUACCUGCUGUGUGUGUUUGGACGUGUAUGUGGGUGUUUCAAAUGCUAAAGCACAAGAUUUUUGUAAAGGAGGAGAAAUCUUAGAGAAAACUAUGACUCUAUAUUGUAAAUACUUUGAUAUUUCAAGGAGUGCACCGUAAUAUCAGGUAGUUCAACUAUGUAGCUGUACUAAUUUUCUACAACAGGGAAAGGGGGUUUUUGGGUUUUACAGUUACUGUUGGGGCAACGCGUUGUAUGUAGCAAAAAAAUAUGACCGAAUGUACAGUAUAUCACAAUGAAGAAAUUAUAUAGAAAUAUAAUCUAGAGCCUAUCACGAUGUAUAACAUGGUAGCAGCUGCUGUUCUCUUUUUUUCUUUUGGAUUUUAUCUGAACUUGACCCAGGUAUGACACCCAAAUUGGUGAAUAGACAUCACUCAUUCCUGCAUUUUCCUGUCACCAUUACCAUGAGCAACAUCCAUUUCCUGUGUACAGUCAUCGGUGCUUCCUGGCUGUCAUUGAGUACAGCCCAUUCUGUCUUCAUUCAAUCCAUUAUAACUACUGAGGGCUGCUUUACAGGUCGACACCUUACAAAUUAAAUACCCAGCAGCACAAAAGGUGUUCCGAUAUUUGAUUAUCAAAAUGCAACAUGCAACGCAAUAUGUUGUUUCUCACCCUCUAUGCUCCCUUUAAAUUUAAUCUUCCUGCCUCUCUCUCUCUCUCACUCUGGGAAUUCAUCCAAAUGUAUCUCUAGAAUAGCAGAGCCCAGGUGUUUAUUGUCUGGGGGGAUGACCUCUGUGUCAGCCACUGCCGCUCUGCGAGCUGAUGAUUGAUCCUGACCGGCGCUAAGCUAAAGCUUCGGCUUCCAAAGAUUUACCGCUAAUUAUGAAAGCAUCUAUAAGUCUGAAUGCUUCAGUGAGAGCUCAUUACCUUUAUUUUUCUUGCUUGAAUCGUGUUACUGUUAUGUCAGUCAGGUGUGUACGUCAGUGUCUGCGUGUGCACAUGGAGUGUGUGUACUUGUCUUCACUGUCCUUAUUUCCCUCAUUCCUCUCAUGAAAGCCCAUCAACUCUGUCGCUAUAGUGACAGCGCCGGUGCUCCUCUUGGUUUAGCUUCUGUCCUCUUCUCGAACGUCGAGUCUAAUUGAGCCCAAAUGAAACAUCUGGUCACCAACCCCCCUCCCAGUCAUCCACAGCCUCUCAUGACAGUUGCUCAGUUUAUUAUAGUGGAUGAGACAGACAUUUUCCUGUAUUUUAUGAGCCAGUUCACAGACCAAAGUCUUUAUCCAGUUUCAUCAGGCAUGAUAAAAGCUCUUGAUAGUCACAAUCAUUUUACUUGUCUCUUUCCAUCCUCACUCUUGACUCUGCAAAGGUGACCUGAUUGAGGUGGAAGCUUUGUCAAAGAGAUGUAUUGUACGCUGUGAUGCUGCCUGCCUCAUAGGAUUUGUCAAAACGUAAUCCGUCAGUAGAUUAUAGUGAAUGUGAAUUAGCCCUGCCUUACAUCUUGCUAUUCUGUCUGCGCGAUAAUGUAGAAUCUACAUAGUAGAGAAAGACAGGGUUAGAUCAGAUUGAUUUUAAGUGAUAGUCAGAGGGUGUGUCUAACUCAACGUAACAUAACAUAAAGCAACAUAACAUAACGCAACAUAACAUAAUGCAUCAUAACAUAAUGCAUCAUAACAUAACUCAACAUGACGCAACAUAACAUUGUACCAUAACAUAACGCAUUAUAACAUGACGCAACAUAACAUGACGCAACAUAACAUGACGCAACAUAACAUGACGCAUCAUACCAAGAUGCAUCAUAACAUGACGCAUCAUAACAUGACGCAUCAUAACAUGAGGCAUCAUAACAAGAUGCAUUAUAACAUGACGCAUCAUAAUAUGACGCAUCAUAAUAUGACGCAUCAUAACAUGACGCAACAUAACAUGACACAACAUAACAUGACACAACAUAACAUGACGCAUCAUCACAAGACGCAUCAUAACAUGACGCAACAUAACAUGAGGCAUCAUAACAAGACGCAUCAUAACAAGACGCAUCAUAACAAGACGCAUCAUAACAUGAGGCAACAUAACUUGACGCAACAUAAAAUAAUGCAUCAUAACAUAAUGCAUCAUAACAUAACGCAUCAUAACAAGACGCAUCAUAACAAGACGCAUCAUAACAAGACGCAUCAUAACAUGACACAACAUAACAUGACGCAACAUAACAUGACGCAACAUAACAUGACGCAUCAUAACAUGACGGAUCAUA